AUGCUUUACAAAGGUAUACCUCAAAGUGACAGCGAGGUAGCACACCUCUCCCAUCUUCGUGAGGUGUUAUCUGUUCUCCGGCGUGACAAGUUCUAUGCUGCUUCCUCGAAGUGCACAUUUCUUACUGAUUCUACCCAGUUCCUCGGUUAUGUGGUGUCUUGGGAGGGCCUGAAAGUGGACCCGAGUAAGGUACUAGCUGUCAAUCAGUGGCCCCGCCCCUCUUCGAUCACUGAAGUUCGCAGUUUUCAUGGCUUGGCUUCCUUCUAUCGGCGUUUUAUUCCUCACUUCAGUAGUGUUACGGCUCCUAUCACUGAUUGUAUGAAGGGGGUUAAGUUCUUCUGGACGGAUGAUGCCGAGGCUGCCUUUGUUGAGAUCAAGCACCGACUCACUUCAGCCCCUAUUUUGGUUCUUCCUGAUUUUUCCCAGCCAUUUGAACUACAUUGUGAUGCUUCGAAAUUGGGUAUUGGGGCUGUACUUAGCCAAUCUGGGUGUCCUGUUGCUUAUUUUAGUGAGAAACUGUCUAGCGCUAAACUUCGUUUCAGUACCUAUGAUAUUGAGUUCUAUGCUAUUGUCCAGAUAACGUCCAUGAACCAUAUCAUUAACGAGGGUGUAUUAGCGGAUCUACACAAAAUUGGAGGCAUUAAGCUCUUAGUCAUUACUCAAUUCGAUCAAAUAGCUCUGAGGAUUUUUUGGGUUGAUUGGCUAUUAGCAGAUAUUUAUUAA
Molecule: messenger RNA, 723 nt
Organism: Impatiens glandulifera
Lineage: Eukaryota; Viridiplantae; Streptophyta; Magnoliopsida; Ericales; Balsaminaceae
Exons: 3
Coding region: 1-723 (240 amino acids)
Source: RefSeq, a predicted model, not a curated record